AUGCCCUCGCCCCUGGCCCUACGCCCCUACCUCCCGAGCGAGUUUUCCUCGUCGGUGGACGCGCGGCCCUGCAGCAGCCCCUCCGAGCUCCCUGCGAAGCUGCUUCUGGGGGCGACUCCUCCUCGGGCCCCGCGGCUGCCCCGCCGGCUGGCCUGGUGCUCCAUUGACUGGGAGCAGGUGUGCUUGCUGCAGAGGCUGGGAGCCGGAGGGUUUGGCUCGGUGUACAAGGCUACUUACCACGGUGUUCCUGUGGCCAUAAAGCAAGUGAACAAGUGCAGCAAGAACCGACUAGCAUCCCGGCGGAGUUUCUGGGCCGAGCUCAACGUGGCAAGACUGAGCCACGACAACAUCGUGCGCGUGGUGGCUGCCAGCACGCGCACGCCCGCGGGCUCCGACAGUCUAGGGACCAUCAUCAUGGAGUUCGGUGGCAACGUCACUUUACACCAAGUCAUCUACGGCGCCGCCGGCCACCCUGAGGGAGACGCAGGGGAGCCCCACUUGCGCACUGGAGGAGAGUUAAGUUUGGGAAAGUGUCUCAAGUACUCCCUAGAUGUCCUGAACGGGCUGCUCUUCCUCCACUCGCAAAGCAUUGUGCACUUGGACCUGAAGCCCGCGAACAUCUUGAUCAGUGAGCAGGAUGUCUGUAAAAUUAGUGACUUCGGUUGCUCUGCGAAGCUGGAAGAGCUGCUGUGCUUCCAGACACCCCUCUACCCCCUAGGAGGCACAUACACCCACCGCGCCCCGGAGCUCCUGAAAGGAGAGGGCGUGACCCCCAAAGCCGACAUUUAUUCUUUUGCCAUAACUCUCUGGCAAAUGACUACCAAGGAGGCGCCCUAUUCAGGGGAGCGGCAGCACAUACUGUACGCGGUGGUGGCCUACGACCUGCGCCCGUCCCUCUCCGCUGCGGUCUUUGCGGACUCGCUCCCGGGACAGCGCCUUGGGGACGUCAUCCAGCGCUGCUGGAGACCCAGCGCGGCGCAGAGGCCAAGCGCGCGGCUGCUUUUGGUGGAUCUUACUUCUUUGAAAGCUGAAUUCGGCUGACUGAAAACCUGGGUCAA
This is a messenger RNA of Callithrix jacchus (white-tufted-ear marmoset), 1058 nucleotides long. RefSeq names its product MOS proto-oncogene, serine/threonine kinase (gene MOS). The record is from RefSeq and is a predicted model, not a curated record. Lineage: Eukaryota; Metazoa; Chordata; Mammalia; Primates; Cebidae. Gene Ontology annotation, molecular function: protein serine/threonine kinase activity; ATP binding. Gene Ontology annotation, biological process: protein phosphorylation.